Molecule: messenger RNA, 1350 nt
Organism: Malassezia vespertilionis
Lineage: Eukaryota; Fungi; Basidiomycota; Malasseziomycetes; Malasseziales; Malasseziaceae
Exons: 3
Coding region: 1-1350 (449 amino acids)
Biological process (GO): vesicle budding from membrane; late endosome to vacuole transport via multivesicular body sorting pathway
Cellular component (GO): ESCRT III complex; multivesicular body
Source: RefSeq, a predicted model, not a curated record
AUGCAGCAAUUGCAAGCAUAUUUGGCGCGCGCACCUGUCCCCGGCGGCGCGCCCGGCUCGAAAGAAGCGCUUGUGCACAUGUACUCGGAUCUUUCUGGCCAGGCACACUCGAAUUCGGCUGCGUUCCGCGCCCGAGUCGCAUGGUGGACGACGACAUUGGAGACGGUGCAAUGGGACGGUUUGCAAGGUCCCGGCGCUACAGUGAUGCGCAUAGAUGCAGGGAUGCCGAACCGGUGGGCUAUGGAUACAAUUGGCCGCCCACUGUGUAUUGCAGUUGUGGUUGAGGACGCAGCCGUGCACCAGCGAUACAUGCGUUUGGACGAAUUUCUCGCUCGGGCCGCUCCGCUCCAUGCAAAGCGUGCGCUGUACAGCACCGUGCUGGUCGAUUGGGUUGCCAAGCCGGCGUGGCGUGCGGCGGCACGUAUAUUUGUUGCAGACGCGGACGAAGUGGGAGAUGAGGCGGUAUGGCCGCGCGUGUAUGGCGAAUGGGUCCUCGUGCCGAAUGUCGAGCGCGCCGCGGCGCUCUUUGUCGCGUCGCUGGCGUUGGAUCCGCCCAGCAUGCUCGAAUCUAUAAUGACACGUGCAGAGAUGCAGCGUAGGCUGCAAGCAUUGCGCGAUCCAGAUGCUGGAAAGCGUGUGCCCAUCUCUGAUACCGACGCCAAGGUACUGCUGCGGUACUUGGAGCGCGAUGCAAACAUACUUGUAGUCGAUGAUGAUGUGGUGAAACUUGUACGACCGACGGAUGCACACCGGGGCAUUCAAGAGUCAGACCGAGGCAUCCUUGCAGUGCGCCAAAUGCACGCACAGCUUACCGCACAAGUGGACGAGUUGGAGCGCCGUGUGGAUAGUGCACGCGCACGGAUUAUGGAUGCGCUGCGGAAGAAGCAGCCCGAAGAGACGGCGAAAUCCUAUCUGCGCACAAAAAAGCAGCUCGAGGAAUUGCUGGGCCGGCGUGUCGGAGCGCUCGAGACGGUGAGCCAGCUGUUAUUGAAGCUCGAGCAGGCUGCAGGCGACGCAGAGAUUCUGCAAACGUACGAGCGAUCCUCGUCGGCAUUGCAGCAGAUUCUUGCGGACCCACUCUUGCAGCCCGACCGUGUGGACAAGACCAUGGACGCUUUGGCAGAGUCGGUAUCGCAGCAGGAAUCAAUCGAAGAUGCAAUGCGUACCGACCAUGUGGACGACGACGAAAUUGCCGCGGAGCUCGAAAAGCUUGCGCUGGGAGAGGAGGAGGCGAAGCAGACAUCGUCGAUGCCUUCGGCACCACUGCAUGCGCCCGAGCCAAGCAAGGCAUCUACUGCUGCGCCCAAAGAGCCCACCACUCCAGACCAACGUACACCGGCAUUUGCCUAG